Dissoconium aciculare CBS 342.82 is the source of this 1790-nucleotide messenger RNA. RefSeq lists its product as uncharacterized. The record is from RefSeq and is a predicted model, not a curated record. Lineage: Eukaryota; Fungi; Ascomycota; Dothideomycetes; Mycosphaerellales; Dissoconiaceae. The transcript is spliced from 2 exons. The coding region runs from base 51 to 1562 and encodes 503 amino acids.
UGAGAAACGCUGCCUGAGUGAGGACAUCGCAUAUCGACCCAUCAUCCACCAUGUCAGAUAAAUCAAUAGUACCGCCGCCGCCGCCGGAGAAUGCUGCCAAAGCGGCGGCCUCGACGGCACCGGCGGCGGCCACCACCACGGCCAAUGCCACUGCGACCGCAACAUCGGCUGCGAAGAAGCUCCCCGAGCAGAAUCCGGCCUUGAAAGCAAUGGGUCUUCCUCGAUUCCGGCUCCCGUCACGAAACUGGAUGAUCUUCUGGGCCAUCACCGGCAGCAUCGCCGGCGGCGUCGUCUACGACAAAUGGCAGACCAAGCGCAUGCGGGAGAAAUGGUGCAACGUGGUCUCGCACCUUGCCGACGAGCCUCUGGACUCGAAAAACAUGCCGCGCCGCCUCACCAUCUACCUCGCCGCGCCGCCGGGGGACGGUCUCCGAAGCGCGAGGGAGCACUUCCAUGCUUACAUCAAGCCGGUCCUGGUCGCGGCUGCGAUGGACUGGGAUGUGGUGGAGGGACGGAAAGAGGGCGAUGUCAGGCAUAAGACGGCGGAGAAGAUCCGGCGACGGAGGAGAAGGAAUGGUGAAGGCGAGCCUUUGUCGCCCGAGGCGGCGGAGAAGGAGGCGGCUUCGGCGGAGUCGGUUCGUGCGAAGGCUCAUGUUACGGACUAUCCUGGCGUGGCAGGUGAUAUCAUCAUCGGAAGACAUACGUGGAUCGAGUACCUGCGGGGACUCCACGAGGGAUACUUGGGACCGGUCGACGAACCUAAACCGGUGGAGCUCGCUGCUCCCGAGGCAGACGAAGCAUCACAACAUCACCCAGGCAACUCCUCGGUCGGAGACGCGGCAGUCAGCGCUGCGACGAAAAUCAUCAAGCCGGCGAAAUCACCAGUAACAUCGUUACAAACCGUCGUCGACGAUGCCUCGUCACCAUCACCAGACUCAUCCUCUACAGAAACCACCGCCGACCCCACCGCCCAAACCGACGAAGAAAAGAAAAAAGCAGAAGAGGAGAAAAAGAAAGAAGAAGAGAAGCCGCAACGACGCUUCCCGCCGUCCUACAUCCUCCCCGAAGAUUACCACACCGCCAGCCUCUCCCCCUCCACCCCCGAAAUCAUCGGUCCCAGCAUGGGAAUCCGCUUCCCGCAUCUCCUGGGCAUCCGCAACACGCCCUUCCGGCUCUACCGCUUCUUCACCCGUCGCCACCUCGCCGACGACGUAGGCCGACAAGUGGCCACCGCGAUCCUGGCCUCACACCGGCCAUACAACACCUCGGUCGCCGCCGCAGAUCCCAACAGCAACGCCAUCGAUGCCGCAGCGGAGACGGUUGUCCCGGAGCAGAAGACUGUGCUCGAAUUCGAAGAGCGGGAUUGGUGGAAGACGGUGAGGAAGGCCCGAGAGGAACACGAGGAGAGCGUCUGGAUCGAUCCUCUGGUCACGGAUGAUCGCGUCCUGGCUAGGAUGCGCAAGUUUGAGAUGUCGGCGGAGGACGAGGAGAGGGCGAAGAGGUUUGCGCUGGGGUUGGAGAAGCCGAAGAUGUAUGACUACGACGAGGAGAAGAAGGAGUGAGAGCGAGGUUAGAAGAUGAUGGGAGGAUCGAAGCAUGAGAGAGAGAGAGAGAGGCCUCGAUUCCUGUCUCUGCUCGCCCUUUGUGCGCUUCGAAUCUCGGCGUUUCUUGUACUAUGGUGUUUUCCUAUUUUUCGCCAAAAGCCCGCUCAGACUCUAUGUCUACUCUUGACUUGUACAGUACUUUAGCAUGAAGAUAUGUAAUAGAAAGGAUUGGUCGACACACUUCAU